AUGAAAGCCAAAAAGGAAAUGGAGAUGGAAAAAGUAAAGGAACAGACCAUGGAAAUGGAAAUGGAAAAGGAUACAAAAACGAAGCCUAAUAGACACCUCCAACAAGUUAGUCAAGAGAGGAUUGCAAAUGCUCACGGAGGGCCGUUGAAGUUAUUGUUGAUUGGAGGGUUGCUAUACCUAUUCUACAGGUUGUUUGCAAUAAGCACACCACCAAGUAUUGGUAACUUGGCCCUUGUUGAACCAGCACAGAUUGUUCUUGAUGCUCUUGAGCUGAACUAUGCACGAAACUGGUCUCAAAAGUAUACUGCUGAAGCACACUUGGCCGGGACCAACUAUCCGCUCGUUGAAUGGACAGAGCAAAAAUUUCUGGAGUAUGGCUUUGAUACAACAAUUGACUCCUACGAGAUUUUGGCAAGCUACCCAAAAGACCAUAGCUUGAGCUUGUUGGAUAAGCAUGAACAAAUCGUUUAUACAGCUCCAUUGAAAGAGGAUUCUAUUGAUGAAGAUCCAACAACACAUAACAAUACAGUGCCAACUUUCUUGGGCUAUGCAGCCAAUGGAAACGUUACUGCUCAGUAUGUUUAUGCAAACUAUGGAACAAAGAGUGACUUUGAAGCGUUGAAGGAACAUAACGUGGAUGUGACUGGCAAGAUUGUAGUUGUGAGAUAUGGUAAAAUCUUUCGUGGUCUUAAAGUGAAGUUUGCCCAAGAUAGAGGUGCAGUUGGUGUCUUGAUAUACUCUGACCCUGGAGAUGACUUUGGUAUUACUCCCAAGAAUGGCUAUAAGCAAUAUCCCCACGGCCCAGCAAGGCAAGAAAGCUCGGUCCAAAGAGGAAGUGUUCAAUUCUUGGGUGGGGAAGGCUCAGCACCUGGUGACCCAACCACUCCUGGAUAUGCGUCAAAGCCCGGGGUUGAACGCAAGGACCCACACACAAGUAUUGGCAAGAUACCUGUAUUGCCUAUUUCAUACAGAGAGGUCAAGCCUAUUUUACAGAAACUAAACGGCAAGGGUGCAAAAGUCAAAGGAUUCGAAGGAGAGCUUGAUGGCUUUGAGUAUACGACAGGUCCUUCUGAGUACUCUCUCAACUUGUAUAGCGACCAAGACUUCAAAUAUGCCACCAUGUGGAAUGUAUACGGUGAGAUUAAAGGUGAGAAAGCCGACGAGGUCAUAAUAUUGGGAAACCAUAGAGAUGCAUGGAUAAAAGGCGGCGCAGGAGAUCCAAAUAGUGGCUCGGCCACAUUGCUUGAGGUUGCUCGUGCGUUGGGUACAUUGAAGGCAAAGGGACACAAGUUUAAGAGAACAAUUGUGCUCCAUAGUUAUGAUGGCGAAGAGUACGGUUUGCUCGGCUCUACCGAGCAAGGAGAGUAUUUUGCUAAAAAGUACCAGCGCGAGGUUGUCGCAUACUUGAACCUCGAUGUUUCUGUGAGUGGCAAAAACUUGGGCUUGGGCUCAUCACCAGUGUUGAACAACCUUUUGCUAGAUGUCGCUAAAGAGUUGGAAUACCCAGAAGGUGGGUCAUUGUAUGAUCAUUACGUAAAAGUACACGGAAGCGACGCCAUCAAAUCCUUGGGAAGCGGAUCUGAUUAUACAGUAUACCUUGAGCACUUGGGCAUUCCAUCCGUGGAUUUGGGAUUCGGUGGCGGAAAGAAAGAUCCCAUCUAUCAUUAUCAUUCCAACUACGACUCCUUCCACUGGAUGGAAAAGUUUGGGGACAAGAACUUUGUGUACCAUAAUUUGGCAGCAAAGUAUUUGGCAUUGCUAGCAUUAAGAUUAAGUGAAAAAGAAGUUAUUCAGUUUAGAUUAGAGUCGUACGCUUCUAAUUUGAUCGACUACUUUGAGAAGACGUCGCAACGUGUUCCAGCCGAAUGGCUCAACAAGACAACAGCUUUUUCUGAUUACCGCGGAUCCCACCUCUUGGAUGAGGACACAUUUAUCAGGGACGUUACCCAAAGCCAAUACACAUGUCCGAUGCGUAAAAAACAGCAAAUGAGAUUAACACAUGGCCUCAAUUGUUUCGAAGCAAAGAAAACUGCAACUUUAGGACAGAGACUUGACCAAACUUUACACCUUUUGCAUGGAUUUCAGAAAUCAGCUCAAGCGUUUGACGAGAAAUCGCUUCAUCUCCAAGACCAGGCCGAUAAUUACUUGAAUUUGUCCCUUCCUGGCAAGAUUUGGUUGCAUCUCAAGAUCCGGAAACAUAACAGAUCAUUGAAGUAUUUUGAACGAAACUUUUUGCACCACGAAGGGUUGGACACUCGACCAUGGUUCAAACACAUUUUGUUUGCAAGUGGAAGAUUUACAGGCUAUGCAGGCCAGGACUUGCCAGGAUUGAACGAGGCAAUCGAGGAUGGUGAUCUCGGAAGAUUGAGCAAGUGGAUUGGAAUUCUCGACAGAACAGUGCACAGAGUCUCACAUCACUUACACCAAAGAGUGAUUUAA
Molecule: messenger RNA, 2439 nt
Organism: Lodderomyces elongisporus
Lineage: Eukaryota; Fungi; Ascomycota; Pichiomycetes; Serinales; Debaryomycetaceae
Gene: VPS70
Product: putative zinc metalloprotease
Exons: 1
Coding region: 1-2439 (812 amino acids)
Molecular function (GO): carboxypeptidase activity
Source: RefSeq, a predicted model, not a curated record